Cokeromyces recurvatus is the source of this 1798-nucleotide messenger RNA. RefSeq lists its product as uncharacterized. Gene Ontology annotation, cellular component: mitochondrial matrix; cytoplasm. The record is from RefSeq and is a predicted model, not a curated record. Lineage: Eukaryota; Fungi; Mucoromycota; Mucoromycetes; Mucorales; Mucoraceae. Gene Ontology annotation, molecular function: acetylglutamate kinase activity; arginine binding; L-glutamate N-acetyltransferase activity, acting on acetyl-CoA as donor. Bases 214 to 1653 code for a protein of 479 amino acids. Gene Ontology annotation, biological process: L-arginine biosynthetic process. The transcript has 5 exons.
AUCAAAACUAGUGAUAUAAAAAAAAUCUUUUUUAUUUAUUUAUUUAUUUUUAUUUCUUCUCUUUUUCUAAUAAACAAACAUGUCAAGUAAAUAUAAUAGACUUAUUUUUAACCUUUGUAGAAAUCAAUUAUAUAGAAAUUAUAGUACAGUCAAAGUACCAGCUCUUAUUCCAGAACAAAAAGAAGUUCGAGUAAUGAAUUGCUAUUAAAUGUAAUGGAUACAAGUCCUAGCAAAAGAGAAUUGCAACACUUUUUGAAGCGUUUUGGGCCUGAUAAAUCAACAUUAUUUUCUGGAUAUAAAGAUAGAAAUGAAACAUCAAAUAUUAAAUCACCAAAGGAAUAUGUCAAGGCAUUAUUAACACCCUCUUAUCAUCAUUUAGCACUUACAAAAGUGGAAGGACCUUUCCAUAAAGCAGAUUGGCAAAGAGUAGGUAAAACUCUUUACAAACUUCAAAAAUUGGGUUUAACCUCUAUCAUUGUAUCUGAUAAUCCAAGUUGGAGAAAAGAGAAAUCAUUACCAAAUGAAUUAACAAAACGAAUAUUAACAGAAAGCAUGGCCUUAGUUGAAGCCAUUGAACAAGCAGGCGGACGUGCUCGAGUUAUUUUUGGCUCUGUCUUGGAAAGAUCGAUGGCUUCAUCUAAUUCAAUAGAUAUCAAUCCUGACUUUAUUUUAUUGGCUUUAAACAAUAAUGAAAUACCUAUUAUUGCACCUAUUUUAGCUGAACAAGAUGGUCAAUUAGUACCUAUCAAAGCUUCAGAAGCGAUUACUGCUCUUACUCAACAUCUUGCAGCAAAACAAGCCAUGUAUCCAAAAUUAGUGCCAUCUAAAAUCGUUGUUAUUAAUAAAGAAGGAGGUAUUCCGAAUCAUGAUUUACCAGGUACAGCCCAUAGUCUUGUCAAUGUUCAAGAAGAAUUUGAUGAUAUCCAAAUUGCAUUUUCUAAAAAUAAAGAAUGGCCUAUAUUAUAUCCAAGCACAAUAGAAGAUUUAACCAUGAUUCGAGAUUGCUUAGAACAAUUACCAACUACUUCUUCAGCUGUUAUCGUACCUACAUCCUCCUUACCUUCAGCUCUAAUUGCAAAUUUAGUAACUGACAAACCAUUAUAUUCAUCUUCUUUACCCAUCACAAAUAAAGAAAGAAUUAAUCAAACUAGAGCAACCGUUCUGCGACAUGGUAUCAAGAUUAAUCAUUAUUCUCGUUUAGCAGAUCUUAAUUUAAAUCGACUUACAGAAUUAUUAGAAGCUAGUUUUCAAAAGACAGUCAAUAGAGAUGCCUUUUAUAAAAGAUUAAAUCAUGUUUUAUCAACCGCAAUUAUUGCUGGUGAUUAUGAAGGUGCUGUCAUUAUAACAAAGGAGAAAGCUAUGAAUCAAUCACAUGCUUAUCUUGAUAAAUUUGCUAUUGCACCUUCAAGUCAAGGUAUUGGUUUAACAGAUAUUUUAUGGAAACGAAUGUGUGAUGCCUAUCCUGAAUUACUUUGGAGAAGUAGAAAAGAAAAUGGUGUUAAUAAAUGGUACUUUGAAAGAUCAAAUGGUUAUUUACGAUUAAAAGACACUAAUUGGAUUCUAUUUUGGCAUGGUUCUAAUGGUUAUCAUUAUAUACAAGAUUAUGCAAAAAUAGCUACAUCUAUUCCCGCUUCAUUCAUCACUUCUAAAUAAUAUAAGAAAAAGAAUGAUUAUAGUCUUCAAUAAUAGAACCGUAUAACUCUUAUCGAGUAUACCAUAUUCUUUUUCAUAAACUUUUAUUUAUUUCUCUAUUUGCUAAUAUCAUAUAAUAAUUCUUGUCAUUUUGUAUAUAAUAGAA